Molecule: messenger RNA, 1733 nt
Organism: Colossoma macropomum (tambaqui)
Lineage: Eukaryota; Metazoa; Chordata; Actinopteri; Characiformes; Serrasalmidae
Product: E3 ubiquitin-protein ligase TRIM39-like
Exons: 7
Coding region: 78-1712 (544 amino acids)
Molecular function (GO): protein binding; zinc ion binding
Source: RefSeq, a predicted model, not a curated record
CCAGAACUUUCAGCACGACACAUUCUCCAGUUUGAAGCUUCCCCUGUCUUUCUUAGAAGAGCUAAAACACUGCAGUCAUGGCUUUCUCCAGCAGUUUCCUGUCUGAAGAUCAGCUCCAGUGCUCUAUCUGUCUUGGUGUGUUCACUGACCCAGUCUCGACUCCAUGUGGACACAACUUCUGCAUGAUCUGUCUCAAAGAGUUCUGGGACAGCAGUCCACACUGCCAGUGUCCAGUUUGUAAGGAGGAGUUCUCCAAAAGGCCUGAACUACGUGUGAACACAUUCAUCUCUGGACUGGCUGCUCAGUUCAGGAAGUCAGAUCAGGUGAAGUCCAGCAGAGCUCCAGAAACACCUGGCACAUCUCUGGUGCUAUGUAACAUCUGCAGUGAAAGGAAAUGUGCAGCCCUGAAGUCCUGUGUGACCUGUAUGACCUCUUACUGCAAGGUUCAUCUGGAACCUCAUCACAGAGUUUCUUUAUUAAAGAAACACAAACUGAUGGACCCUGUGGAGAACCUGGAGGACUACAUCUGCCAGAAACACGAGAGACCCCUGGAGCUGUUUUGUAGAGAUGACCAGACGUGUGUGUGUCAGUUGUGCAGUGAGACAGACCACAAGACUCACAACACUGUUCCUGUAGAGGAGGAGAGUGGAGAGAAGAAGACACAGCUGGAGAAGAAACAGGCUGAAGUUCAGCAGAUGAUCGAGGACCGACUGAAGAAGAUUGAGGAAAUCAAACACUCUGUAGAGCUCAACAAAAGAAACACAGAGAAGGAGAAAGCAGACAGUGUGGAGGUCUUCAGAGCUCUGCUGCACUGCAUUGAGAGAAGCCAGGCGGAGCUGCUUGAGCUGAUGGAGGAGAAGCAGAAAGCAGCAGAGAGGCAGGCUGAAGAGUUCAUUAAAGAGCUGGAGCAGGAAAUCACUGAGCUAAAGAGGAGAGACACUGAGCUGGAGCAGCUCUCACGCACUGAGGACCACCUCCACCUCCUACAGGUUUACCCGUCCCUCUGCAGCCGUCCACUCACCAAGAACUGGACUGACGUCAGUAUUAAGACUCAUGUGAGUGUGGAGACUCUGAGGAGAGCUCUGUCUUAUCUUCAGCGGUUACUCAGUGAGGAGAUGGAGAAGCUUCCUGACAUCAAAAUGAAGAGAAUUCAACAAUAUGCAGUAAAUGUAACUCUGGAUCCUGAAACAGUUCAUCCUAAACUCAUCCUCUCUGAUGAUGGGAAACAAGUAACACAUGGAGACACUCAACAGAGUCUCCCUGAUAAUCCAGAGAGGUUUGAUGUAUGUCCCUGUGUUCUGGGAAAGGAGGGGUUCUCUUCGGGGAGAUUUUACUAUGAGGUGCAGGUCAGAGGGAAGACUGACUGGGAUUUAGGAGUGGCCAGAGAGUCCUUCAACAGGAAGGGGCUGAUUAAAGCCAGUCCUGAGAAAGGAUACUGGUCUGUGUGGCUGAGGAAUGAGACUGAAUAUAAAGCUCUGGACUCUCCCCGUGUUCCACUCUCCCUAAAACAGGCUCCCCAGAAGGUGGGGGUGUUUGUGAAUUAUGAGGAGGGUCUGGUCUCCUUCUACGAUGUUGAGGCCAGAUCUCAUAUCUACUCUUUCACUGGUCAGUUUUUGAAUGAGAAGAUCUAUCCAGUGUUUAGCCCCUGUUUCAAUGAAGGAGGUAAAAACUCAGCACCACUGAUCAUCACAUCUGUUCAACAUUAUAGAUGAGGUUCUUUUUCAACAACGAAC